GGAAGAUUGGGUGCGUACACAUUUUUCAUGACACAGACCCUUUAUUGUAAAAUCAAAUAAAAGUUGGCAGUUUUCGUAAUUAUAUUUUCCAACCUAAACUUCCGAAUCCGACACUAGGGUUUAUAUUGAAAAUUCCCGACUGCAGUCCAAGCGCAUCAACCGUCCAGCCAGAGAGAGAGAGAGAUGGGGUCGCGAGAGAAGGACCAGACGACACCGCACCAGCCUCUUCUCAGCAGCCUCGUUGUGCGGCCCUCCGACAGCGGUGGUGGCGGAGGAGGUGGCGGUGGUGGUGGAGCUGUUGAUUACGAGCCCGGCGAGGUUCGUCGGGAACCACCCUCUUAUUCCCGUUCGGGUCGAUAUUCCGAUGGCCCAGGAUAUAGAAUUGGUGUAGGUUCUAUCUCUCCUGUGCACCGCAGGAAUGCAGAUCAUCACUAUGGUUCUGAUUAUGAUCAUCCGGGACGCAGCCGUGGAUUUGGCAGUGGAAGAGAUUCUGGUAGAUAUCGAGACAAUUCACCCCCUUAUGGUCGAGGACGAGGUGGCGGCAGGCCAUUUGUUAGAGGUUUUGAUGGACCUGAAUUUGGUCCUGGGUCAUUCAGAGGUGAAGGCGCGGGUAGAAAUAAUCCAAAUGUGCGUCCAAGAGAAGGAGAUUGGAUUUGCCCUGAUCCCCUGUGUGGCAACCUCAACUUUGCAAGGCGGGAGUAUUGUAACAAUUGCAACAGAUCUCGUUUUGGAGCUGGAGGGAGCCCUCGGAGGGGUUAUCCUGGCCCACCGCCUCCACAGGCUCACCCUCGACGCUUUUCUGGCCCCUCAAUGGAUCUUUCCCCUGGCAGGAUUGCUAAUGGCUAUAGAUCUCCGUCUCGUGGUUGGGCCAGAGAUGGCCCUAGGGAGUUCGUUGGUGGCCCACCAUAUUCCAGGCACGAGGGCAGGUUUCCUGAUCAUCACAUGCGGAGAGAUCGACCAGAUUAUGUUGAAGAAGACUACCGAGAGAGGAGCAGGUUUGAUAGGCCUGUGCCGCUGGAUUGGGGCCCUAGAGAACGUGGAAGGGAUAGCUUUUUAAAUGAACGGAAAGGGUAUGAGAGACGGCUACCAUCUCCUGUGCCACCGCCGCCACCACCACCACCUCCUUCUCACCGUGGUCGAUGGGCACGCGAUGCGAGGGAGAGAAGCCGAUCACCAAUUAGGGGACCACCAGCGAAGGACUACCGCCGGGAUAUGUACAUGGAUCGGGGGAGAGAGGAUCGUCGUGGCGUGAUGCGAGACCGGAUUGGCAAUGCCUAUUAGCAGGGGUUGAAAGUUGAAUUAAUGAUUUAGUGGGAGGAUAAUUUUGUUUUUGAUCAAACUAGAGUUCUAUUCGUCUGUUUAUGAGUUGAGUAGCUUAGGCUGACACUGUUGUUGUGUGUUUGGUUUAUGAUUUGUGAAACACCUUGGUUUUGUGUUGUGGAAAAUCUUAAAAGAAAACAGAUCAAAGACCCCUUUAGAAUUUUGAA
Molecule: messenger RNA, 1487 nt
Organism: Malania oleifera
Lineage: Eukaryota; Viridiplantae; Streptophyta; Magnoliopsida; Santalales; Ximeniaceae
Exons: 3
Coding region: 184-1281 (365 amino acids)
Biological process (GO): regulation of DNA-templated transcription
Cellular component (GO): nucleus
Molecular function (GO): RNA binding; transcription coregulator activity
Source: RefSeq, a predicted model, not a curated record